AUGGAUAUACCCAGCAGUGGGGCGAUUUUUACGCUCGGCAAAUCCCAUCUGGCUGAGAACACACAAAGUUAUUUCUAUAUUAAAAACGAUCCGGUCAAACGCCUGAUAUCGGGUCCACAUCAGAGCGCCGUUAUAUGCGAAUCAGGACGUCUAUUUGUAUGGGGUGAAAAUCAGUAUGGCCAGUUGGGUAUUGGCGGUCACAGCGGCAAGAGUAGCAGCAAUAGCAGCAACAACAACAACAGUAGCACUGCUAAUGGGGACAUAGUCACGAAACCAACCUGUGUGAAGGCAUUGAAAUCGUUAGGCCUAAAAAUUGGAGAUGCUGCCUUUGGCAACAACUGGGCCGUCAUCCUCACACAUUCCAAUGAGAUAUUCUUCACCGGUCGCAACAUUUUCCCCGAAGAUACGCAUGUGGCCCAGCAUUUCACAAACGCGACUGUGGAGGGGGAGCCCUGCGCUAUCAUACGCAAGCCCUUUCGUCUGGAGGAAUUCGACGACUACCUAUCUACGAACGAGGACACCCACAACUUUCUAAGUGUGCAGACGGGAAAUGAGCACUUUGCAGUGCUCACCAGCAACGGCCGUCUUAUUGGCUGCGGUUCGAAUGAACAGCAGCAGCUGGGCGAACUGGAGGUCGACUACGAUGGUCAUCCGGUGGAGAUACAAUUGGAUGCACCCAUUCAGCAAUUCACCUGCGGUCCCGAGUCCACUCUAGUAUUAACAGCCAGUGGAAAUUUAUUUCUAACUGGCCGCCUCAACGAGUUUGUCUUUCCCAAAUUCACGGAGCUUCAGAAGAAUCUGUCGCAGUCGGAACAAAUCAUUUUUAUGCACAUCUCGAAGACCAGCGAGAUUUAUAUUGUGACCAAUGUGGGUGGCAUUUAUCGAAGCUUCGAGUCGGUACGCAACAAGAGUUUAGUCUUUCAACGCUUCUACGACUACGAUAGCGAAGAGAAUGGACCCAUUUGGAAGCUGCUGAAGGGUUUUUCCUUCUAUGCGGUCCUAACUAAGGCAAAUAAGUUUUUUACCACUUUCUCGGAGAGCGGUCAUCACUUGAAAACGUUUCGCGAAAUAUCAAAGUUUAAGAAUUUACGUCUUUUGGACAUUGCUGUGGGUGAGCAACAUAUUCUGGUGCAGGGGGUUCCACGCUCUACUACGUUAUCGGCGACCAUGGGACCGGGAGGUGAGCAUCGCUUUAUGAGUCAGAGUUUUGUUCUACAACCACCGGACUUGAAUGGUAAUGCAGAGCGUAGCAGCAGCGGCAGAGUCUUGAGCAAGCAAAAAGUGGUGGAUGAGGAGAUUGAGAAAUCAGAGGGAACGAUGCCGGAAACAACAAUGGAGAGCGUAUCGAAAAAACAGACAACUGGUGAUGAAAAGACAGAAGAAAAGGAAACUGCGAUUUCUAAUAAGUCAGAGCUAACUGAUAUCAAUGGCAAUGGGGAGAAGGCAAUGGAAGAGAACGUUCAGCCUAUCACUGUCGAGGAAACUCAGUCACCCACAGCACCUCAACUUCACGACAUAGAAGUGGGUGAAAAUGCAGACUCUGCAGGAACACAGAAAGGAGAUCAAAAAGAGGAACACGAGAAGCUAGAGAAAGCACCCGAAAUCGUGGAGACGCCGAAGCAGGAAGAAGCGCCACCAAAGUCAAUGGAAAGUGUUCCACCGGCCGCAUCACCCGUGCAACUGAAGCCAAAGGGAUCACCCACAGAUUCUACACAUUCUCGCAAAUCGGCGCGCUCCGCACAUUUUGAUCCAGCCACCAUGAGUGAGAAAAGCGAGACCCAUACGGAAAAGUUUGUUCGACCACGCACGCCUUAUCCAGAGAGCAGCAACUCUAGUACACCGCAGACUAUUAAAAAGACACCAAUGCGCAACUUCUCCUAUGAGUCAGCCAUGGAUCAUGACCAUUUGGAGCGCACCUCACCCGAACUGAUGGACAGCCUCGAAACGGUAGAGGAGAAUCCAACGGCAGAGAGCGACAAGAAAGAAAAGCACAUUAUAGAAGCCGUCAUAUCAGGCCCCACCCCUCCCACAGAAGAGGAUGAGGAGUUGGCCGUAGAGAUUACGACCACUAAAGAUGCGCUGGACAGUAGCAAAGUGGUAAACGAGAUUCGAUUCAUAAACAAUGGCAUCGAUGUGACGGCCAAUGUAGAGGAACAGCUACCAGAUACGUCAUUGGAGAACUCUGUGGAAGAAAUCGAGGCAGAAGUAGAGCAAACUCUUCAGGAAGUGGAGGAGCAUGUAGAAAGACUUGUCCAAACCAGCGAAAAUGUGGCCGAUAAAAUCGAGACGAAAGCGCUGGAGGCCCGAGAUGAAAUUCAAAUGGCUAUUCGGAAAGCAGGCACAGGAACUCUAGGUGCAUUUGAUGUCGUUAAGAAUGGCGCUAAGCGUAUAGCCGCCGGUGCUCGUGAUGCUGUCGAUGCUGUGGGCGACAAUGCUAAGUUCAUGGCUGGGGAAGCACGGGAAGCCGUCAAUGCAGUCGGCGAUAAUGCUAAGCGAAUAGCUGGUGGAGCACGGGACGCCGUCGAUGCUGCAGGCGAAAAUGCCAAGCGCAUGGCCAGCGACGCCGUCCAAGCCGUUGGCCAAGCGAGCAAUAAUGCUGUCAACGCAGUCGGUCAAGUAGGCAGCAAUGCAGCCAAAGCUGCAGCUGAUACAAAAGAAUCUAUGGGGAAGGCCAUGGGCUCCAUGGCUAAUAAAAUAUCGAAUGAGAUGCAUGGAGCCAAGGAGAACAUAUCUUCAUUGUUUCAAAUCAAAGCAGCCAAGGAGGCGGGCACAACGGCUCCAGAAUCAACACCUCGUAGUUCCGAAGAUGACGACAAUGACAAGGAGGGAGCACCCAAAACGACAACCACCAUCGGCUCCGUUGAGGAGGAGGACGAGCGCACAACAGCCUCAGUCAACUCCAACCACACCUCUGCCGGUGGCGGCAAUGGCAAUCAGUUCGAGCCGAACAGCAAUAAUACUCAGCCCUUUGUCGAUUCUCUUGACGCAGUGGUCGAGCGCAGCAAGAAAGCCAUGCAAGACGAUCUGCGUGCCAUGGAGCAACUUGCGCAGUCGCGUGCGAACUCGGUUGUGCCUCGUUCGGAGCAACAGGCAGAACAGAGCAAGGGAUUAAUGCGACAAUUCUUGGAUGGAAUGCGCUUGUCAUGCCGCAACGAGAAGUCCAUACAAAUUGAAGAUGACCAACAACAACAACAGCCGCACUACAACAAAAACAAAGUCAACAGCGAGCUCAGUCUGCACAAUGGCCACAAUGGCGAUCAACAGUCAUCGCGCGUGUGCACUAUUUUAUAAGAAACAGC
Molecule: messenger RNA, 3299 nt
Organism: Scaptodrosophila lebanonensis
Lineage: Eukaryota; Metazoa; Arthropoda; Insecta; Diptera; Drosophilidae
Exons: 6
Coding region: 1-3291 (1096 amino acids)
Cellular component (GO): cytoplasm
Molecular function (GO): guanyl-nucleotide exchange factor activity
Source: RefSeq, a predicted model, not a curated record